Messenger RNA from Andrographis paniculata, 1872 nucleotides. RefSeq names its product protein TPX2-like. Gene Ontology annotation, biological process: activation of protein kinase activity; regulation of mitotic spindle organization; mitotic spindle assembly. The record is from RefSeq and is a predicted model, not a curated record. The transcript has 14 exons. Bases 598 to 1722 code for a protein of 374 amino acids. Gene Ontology annotation, cellular component: mitotic spindle; nuclear microtubule. Gene Ontology annotation, molecular function: protein kinase activator activity; microtubule binding. NCBI's taxonomy places the organism in Eukaryota, Viridiplantae, Streptophyta, Magnoliopsida, Lamiales, Acanthaceae.
CAAAAUUUUAAAAACUUUUUAAAAAUCUCUCUGUAUACAAAGCUGGCUUUUCAAACACGUCCAAAUAUAUGAAACUGUGACAGAGGGAGAAUCUGAAACAAAGUUGUCAAUCAUAAAUGUGAUUGUUGCAGAAAUGCUGCUGAAAAUGAACCAACACAGACAGAUAGAUAGAGGUUAGAUAGCUUUGAAAUGUUCCCAACUAUUCCUCCUUCAACGUCUCUGCACACGAACAAUCACCAUUAUAUAAAUUAUUAUUAUUAAAUUUUUUCAGAAAAAUAAAAAUAAAAAAUCAAUUUUCAAAUCAUUACAUAAAUUCCGCUAAUUUGGGUACGGGCAGCGCUUCCUUAUUCGGAUCCCCCCAUAUCCGCGUUUUUUACUACCCAUUCAAACUUCGGAUCCUCUACUGUGAAACGACGCGCGUGAAUGUAUAUAGAUAUACACGUGUGUAUGUAUGUAUGUAUAUACAUAUAAGUAUAACCUCUUGCUCAUAUCCACGUUGUAUUUUCAUUCUCUCGUCAUUCAAGAAGGCUCAACUGUCUGCUUCUGCGUGUGGCUGUGUGUGUGGGAAACUGUGCGGAGGAGGACAGGAAGGAAGGAAUGAAGGAAGGAGAAGAAGAAAUGGUGGACACUACCGCCGAGAACGAUGAGGUGAAGUACAUUUUCACGGCUUAUGAGAUUGAUCUCGACUAUGAGUUCGACGCACCUCGCUUCUUCGACUUUAGCCGAGAAGAGACGCCUCUUGAGGUCUGCCGAACUGAAGCUUGGUUCUCCUCCGCCGGAAGCCAUCCUCCUUCUCCUUAUGUGGCAAGGUUAGUUUGGAGAGAGAAAACUUUGAUGGAAAGGACUUCAAGUCAUAUGAAGCCAACAGCAAGUUAUUUGGCAAAACAAGUUCGUCCUUUGCAUGCUGGAUACUCGAGGUCAAAUUCAUCUGCUUUAGAUAAAACAUCCAAGUCGUCAACAAGCAGUGGUGUGAUUGAGAAUCAAGCUGCCAAAAGACAAAAGCUUGAGGGUGGUCUUCUGAGGAAGGUUAUGGGUGCGGUGCAUCUGGAUCAGGCUAAUUUUGUGCAUAAGGAUCCCAAGCGGGAUGAAUUCCAGUAUGAAUAUGCAACUCCCAUCAGAUCCAGGACCACUAUUCCUAGAGAUCCGAAUCUUGAAACAGCACGCAGGGCCCAAAGAGCAAUGGAAAGGAGUUGUAAAGUUGAAAAUGUGACUUCAACUGUCUAUAGAUUCAAAGCUCGUCCCUUAAACAGAAAGAUCCUUGAAACAACGCCAUUGUUCCCAAAGAGAAGCACUCCUCAGGCUCCUGAUUUUCAGGAAUUUCACUUGAAGACAUCAGAGAGGGCUGCACAGCAUAGCUCAUCAGUUUUAAAUUCCACCAUUCCUUCCAAUCAUCCCGAUAAGGUACUAAACAAAUAUUCAACUGAUUUAACAACAGAAUGCGGAAGCAUUGAGCCUGGAAGCAUUAUGAAUAUUGCUUCGAGGACAAAUGGUGGUCAGUCAUCUCACAGCUUCAAAGCUCGGGCCUUCAACAAGAAGAUCUUACCAAGCAAAAGGGGUGUAGGAGUUUUUAAAAAUAGUAAGAAGGAAACCACAACCCCAAUGGAAUUUAAUUUCCAAACAGAGAAGAGGUUCAAUACCAUUCCCCCAGUUGAACUCUUCAACAAGCUCUCUCUGGAAUCUGAAACACAACCAGCUGCUAAUCCUGAUAUAAAAGAACAAUAGUCCGCCCUGCACUGGAAAAAGGGGCCUUGAAGACAACUAAAAUGGUUGCUUCCCAUGAGAUAAGGAGGUGUGCAUAAUGCUUAAUCCUUAACUUUAGCCGUUGCUGCAGGUCAAAUAAAUAAACCAUGGAUGGGAGAUAAGUGCUUGCAG